Messenger RNA from Poeciliopsis prolifica (blackstripe livebearer), 3624 nucleotides. It is a transcript of the gene cdt1, whose product is annotated as chromatin licensing and DNA replication factor 1. Gene Ontology annotation, molecular function: DNA binding; DNA polymerase binding. Gene Ontology annotation, cellular component: nucleus. Bases 555 to 3098 code for a protein of 847 amino acids. The record is from RefSeq and is a predicted model, not a curated record. NCBI's taxonomy places the organism in Eukaryota, Metazoa, Chordata, Actinopteri, Cyprinodontiformes, Poeciliidae. The transcript has 11 exons. Gene Ontology annotation, biological process: regulation of DNA-templated DNA replication initiation; DNA replication preinitiation complex assembly; DNA replication checkpoint signaling.
UCCCUGUUUUAACCAAACAGUCACACACUCAGCCAGUCUGUCUGUGACUGACAGCUGGAGAUGUGAGUGUGUGUGCGUGUGUGUGUGUGUGCGCGGAGGACGGGGAUAUGGAGGAUGGUGGUGGGGUUCCAUUGCGCUGCGCCACUUUAUUGUUUUGCGCUAAAACAUUUGCCCUGAUGCCACAACGUGUCUGCCUCACCUGACGUCAAAAAGCCACUUUAUGUAUGUUUACAGCGCCCCCAUAUGGACACAAAGGGUAUGUGAGCGAGUUGGGACGACUGACAGAAAUAAAAUGUGUGUGUGUGUGUGUGUGUGUGUGUGUGUGUGUGUGUGUGUGUGUGUGUGUGUGUGUGUGUGUGUGUCUCUGUUGCCCUGUGAUGGACUGGUGACCUGUCCAGUUUGUCCCCGUCUCCUGUCUGUUGUCACCAGAUGUUUACAGAGCAAUUAAUCUUUUAGAAAUUAGCUCUUUUAAAGCAGACGAGUUCCAGCUGUACAAAGGUCAGGUGCCAGAAAGCGUCUCCAUAAUACGUCACCAGCACCUCCAUGUGGGUCGGAUGCUGUUCACCUCCUCAGAACAAGUUCGGCUUCAGAGAGGAGACGUGGAGAUGGAAAUGAUUCAAGCGCCGCACCGUUUCCUGUCAGACGUACAGGGAGCGUUUCCCCAGAAGGCUGUGGGCUUUCUGGGAUGUUCUGCUGGAGAUUGCCGCGACGGCAACAUGUCUCAGGCUCAGGUCUCCGACUUCUUCAGUCAGAGGAAGAAAGGAGCAGCGAGGGCCGGAGGACCGCCGACAGGCUCCCCGGCCUGCAGCUUCCUCCGUGGAAACAAAGAGUCCGCUCUCUGCCGCUCUCCGGUCCGCGAGGAGUUUGUCCGGCUUGUCGACGAGGCAGCGGGGCUCAGUACUGACCGGCAGUCCGCCUCCAGCGGACCCGACACGGACCCGGUCAGCCCGCGAACUCCCAAAAGGAGCUCGGCCGAGGCGGAGUUCGACCUCGGAGCCGCAGUGUUCUCGGCUACGGUCGAGCACUCCUCGGUGAAAAGGAGACGGCAAGCGGGAAGGGCCAGAGAGGCUGAGGCGAACCCGACUGAGAAAACAACCAGGAGGACAGCCAGGAAGAAGCUCGUCCUGUCCGAGGACAGACCGCAGGCUUUCUGUAAGGAUGACAUCACAGCGCUCAGGUCUCGCAUCCAGGCGAUCAGGCAGCAGGCGAAGAACAUCACCACCUCCACCUCUCCAGCAGCUUCGAGCCAUGCAGCCGAGGCCCCCCCAACCUCAGGGGCCACGGCCCAACCUGCGUCUGAGACCAAGGCUGUACUCGACUCAGGGGCCAGGGCCCAACCUGCGUCUGAGACCAAGGCUGUACUCGACUCAGGGGCCAGGGCCCAACCUGCGUCUGAGACCAAGGCUGUACUCGACUCAGGGGCCACGGCCCAACCUGCGUCUGAGACCAAGGCUGUACUCGACUCAGGGGCCAGGGCCCAACCUGCGUCUGAGACCAAGGCUGUACUCGACUCAGGGGCCAGGGCCCAACCUGCGUCUGGGACCAAGGCUAUACUCAAUUCAGGGGCCAGGGCCCCCUCAACCUCAGGGGCCACGGCCCAACCUGCAUCUGGGACUAAGGACAUACUCAACUCAGGGGCCACGGCCCAACCUGCAUCUGGGACUAAGGACAUACUCAAUUCAGGGGCCAGGGCCCAACCUGCGUCUGAGACAAAGGCUGUACUCGACUCAGGGGCCAGGGCCCCCUCCACAUCAAAGCCAAAGGACAAAACUGCAUCUGGGACCAAAGCUGCACCCACUUCAGAGACCAGGUUCACUGUGGCCCGGGCCAGAGAGCUGGCUGCUAGGGCCCAGAGGAGGAAGGAGGAGAGGGAAGCAGGUGAAGUCAAACAGAGUCAGGCUCCGCCUCCAGCUCUGGCUCCGCCUCCAGCUCCAGACAGCGGGGCAGAGCAGCCGGCGUACCAGCGGUACCACACCCUGGCCCAGGCCACGCCCCCUGGCCUGUCCCUGCCUUACCAGUACAAGAUCCUGGCAGAGAUGUUCCGCAGCAUGGACACGGUGGUCGCCAUGCUGUACAACCGCUCUGAGACGGCCACCUUCGCCAAGAUCAAGCAGGGAGUGCAGGACAUGAUGCACAGGAGGUUUGAGGAGAGCCACGUUGGUCAGAUCAGGACGGUGUUUCCUGCAGCGUUCUCCUUCAGGCAGCAGAAGAACAUCCCAACGUUCAACAGCAACAUCAGCAGAGGAAGCUACCAGCUCACCGUGGAGCCCGUCCUCAGCUCUGAUCAGAAUGAAGGGAGACCUGUGCUGUCCGCCUCCCGUCUCCUGCAGAGAAGACGCGUCUUUCACCAGAAUCUGAUCUCUGUCGUCAAACAGCAUCACAAGGCCUUCCUGUCCUCGCUGGUCCCCCCCCUCUCUGUCCCGGAAGACAAACUGAACCGCUGGCAUCCCCGCUUCAACGUGGACGCUGUCCCUGCCAUCCAGGUCGGCUCGCUGCCUCUGCCCCCCCACACGGAGAAAGUGUCCACAGCCCAGGAGGUUCUGGAGAAGGCCCGGUCCCUCAUCACCCCCAAGAUGGAGAAGGCUCUGGUCUCUCUGACCCAGAACGCAGGCGACGCAGACGGUACCAAACCAGUCGGUUCCCAGAACCCAGCAGUGGCUCAGCCUCCAGCUCCUCCUGCAGGCCUGGUGCCAUCCUCCCUGAAGGGCGUGUCUCAGUCCCUGCUGGACAGGAUCCGUGCCAAAGAGGCCCAGAAACUCCAGGUGGCCAUGACCCGGAACCCGGCCCAGGAGGAGAGGCUGCUGAUGUUGACCCGGCUGGGCGAGCUGGCCCGGAUCCUACGGAACGUGUUUGUCGCAGAGAAGAAGGCGGCGCUGGUCAUGGAGGUGGUGUGCAGCCGCAUGGCAGCCAGCUACAGAUCAGCCCUGAGUCUAGGUGAAAUGGAGAAGCAUCUCCGUCUCCUGGCUGAAGUGGCUCCUGAUUGGCUGAGCAUUCAUUCCAUCAGGAAGGAUUUCUACCUGAAGCUGAACAAGAUGGUGGAGCUCAACGUCAUUCUGGACAAACUCAACCACAGACUCAGAGAGGAGGAGCGACUCUGACAGGACUCGAUGUUCUGCCUCCGGAUAUAAACUGCUAAUUUCUUGAGAGUUUCUCAGAUUAUUGCGACAUGAAGAUGAUCUCAGUUGGAGAGACGACUUUUUCUAAACCUCAUAAUGUGUAGACCCAGCCUGGUUCUGGUGUCCAGAUUUAUUUAAAAUGUUUUUUUUUUUUUAUUCUCUUCUGAAGGGGGAAUGUUGGAUUGUUGACUUGUUGUCCCUUAGGAUCAAGUGAAAUCACGUCACGUUUCUAUGAGUGUCUUUGAGCCCAUCGUCAUUCUCACACACACUGUGUGUUGUAAAGUGUCAUGUUGCCAGUUUGUUACACAGUACAGGCUCAACUUCUAAUUAAAUGUGUGAACUGGCCAGUGGUCCCAGUGUGUCCCUGUAACCUCACAGUGUAGCCAUUUAACUCCCCUUCAGACUGAGCUUCCUGCUCUCUGAUUGGCUAACACCUGUACAGGUGAUGACCCCACAGCAGCAUUACUGUAGAGGUGCAUCUCAGUAAAUAAACACUUUAAAAAGUUGA